Molecule: messenger RNA, 2617 nt
Organism: Candoia aspera
Lineage: Eukaryota; Metazoa; Chordata; Lepidosauria; Squamata; Candoiidae
Product: ankyrin repeat domain-containing protein 40-like
Exons: 5
Coding region: 1-1086 (361 amino acids)
Molecular function (GO): protein binding
Source: RefSeq, a predicted model, not a curated record
AUGAGCAGCCACCUAGAGGAGAGGCUCCGGGAAGCUGCUGCUCUAGGCGACCUCGAGGAGGCGCAGGCGCUGCUCCGUCAGGGGGUGGCGGUGAAUGCUCAAAAUGAGAUCAAUGGCUGGACAUGUUUGCACUGGGCCUGCAAGCGUAACCACACUCAAAUAGUUGCGUACCUGCUGAACUGUGGAGCUGAUAAGGGGAUUUUUACAACUAAAAGAGAGCUGGCAGCACACUUGACUUCAAAAAAAGAAAUAAAAAAACUUCUUGGAGUGGAAGAUGAUGAUAAUAAAGAAUCAAGUGACUUAAAGCUACCAGUUAGGACAAACUAUCUCACCAGGGCAUCAUUUCCUUGCACUUGCAAUCAAGAAAGGGAUGACGUUCUUCAUACUUCUGCUCCACCCAAAGAAACUAACGCUGCCAUACCUCAUUUAUCUGCUGGUGAGCCUAGCCCUUCUUUAUCAACAAUUCAAGCAGAAAACCUUUGCAUACCCACUUCUUUGCACAAGGAAGCAGAACUCCUUGGGAAACCCCUUUGGGAUGGUGACCUCAUUUCACCCAUCGUUGCUGAAGGAUCGGAAGACAUAAAGUCUAGAGGUCAAAGCUGCCGUCCUGCAUAUUAUUCAUCUACACAUUGCAACAGAGAUCACUUGCCUUCAAGUCUAUCCAGACAACAUACACCUAACCAAACAAAUGGUGCCACAAUGGGUACAGGGCCAUCGUUACAGCCACUGCUUCUCACUGGAACUUUUCCAUAUAAUAUACAAGAAUUGGUGCUUAAAGUAAGGAUUCAAAACCCUAAAGAAAAUGACUUCAUUGAAAUUGAACUGGACAGGAAAAAACUGACUUACCAGGAUCUACUAAGGGUGUGUUGCUGUGAACUGGGAAUUAAUUCUGAACAAGUGGAGAAGAUUAGAAAAUUACCUGAUACAUUAUUAAGAAAGGAUAAAGAUGUGGCCAGGCUUCAGAAUUUUCAAGAGCUGGAGCUAGUUUUAGUGAGAAGCAUCACAUCUCCUUUCAGAAACGCUGCAGCAACAACACUGAAGGAAAGGUCUUGCUACAACACCAAAGCAGCCAAGCUGACAUACUGAAGUACAGGAUUGACAAGCAGGAUAGUGAAUAUUCUAUUUUAAGCUAUUAUUAAAGUUAAUUUUUAAAGUUUAUAUUAAAGUUUAUUAUAUUUUCAGUUAAGAGGCAGUAUUUUUUUUGUAUUUGUACUUAAUAUUGUUGGAGUUAGAACUAAAGUUCCUAAUUAAUUUAAGUACUCUAGAAGUCUUACGUAUAAUUUAUCCUAACUACCACAUAUACCCCCACCUGCAAACAUAAAACCUUGCUUUAUGACUAAAAUAAUCACAGCUAUUUCCUUAGCAGGUUCUUGUUCCUUCAGUCAAUUAGUCUGAUCCUGUUGGCAACAUGUUUAGUCCAUUAUACUUGGGAAAAGAUACCACAGAACAAAUAUUUGUUCUAGCAGUUACUGGUCCUUUUCAUUAAAAAUACUGUAAUGUUAAAAUAAUUUCAGUUUAAAUGCAUGUAAGACAGAUAAACAGAACAGAAAACAUAUUACAGUGGGGAAAUCUUUAGUACUGCUUACUUACUCUUCCUGAGAAAUUCAUAAAAUAUUACUUAUCUUUUCUCCAAUUUAAUAGUUCUGAUGAAACAGGAUGAAUGCUUUGUCUGUUAACUUCCAUCCCAUAAUAAAGUUGACUAUUUCAGAAUAUUAAAACUUUCUAGAUUUUGAUAUGGUUUGCUGUAUGGGAUUUAUGAUUGAAAUGAAGGCAUAGCAAUAAUUCAUAUAUGGUAAUGUUGCGCUCAUCUGCCAAAGUGUCCUAUUCUCAAUAGCUACAGUGAAAGAAAGAACACUCUGGUUUGCUCCCAAAUGUAACUACUUGUGGUUGAAUUCCUUUGGGCUGGGAUUGCUACCCAAUCAUUUUGCUAUGUAUGAGUCAAAAGAGUCACAAAAUUCAGCUUGUGUUUUUACUAGCUGUGUAUAUGGCUACUUCCAAAGUUAGGCAAGUAAACUCUGAUUUUAGAAUGGGACUUAUUUUCAUGUUUUUGCAUCCCCUGAAAAAAAUGCAUGCCCCAGAUUUGCUCCAAAGGGUUUCCCAACCCCAUGGGUAUGAACAGAAUAUGACUGGAUAGACAUUACUGAUAUAUAUGUUGCUCUUCAUGCAUGAUCACAUGCAGUCUAAAAAGAACACUUCUACAUACUGCCUACUUUUUGCUUGAACCUGGUUUCAUCAACAAAUACAGAGUCAGUCAAUUGCAUAAAUACCUAUUUAAUGUACUGACAUGUAGUUACGAAGUCUCUAUCAGCUUAGAACUCAGAUUAUAAAUACUGCCUUCCCCCAACUUGGGUAUUAAGUAAGAUUAGUUAGAGAGGCCUCAUUGUGGUCCACUGGUGGGUUGAUCUGCUGGUAGCCCAAGGGAUGCUUGGCAAUCUGUAUAAUUGUUGCUGUUUCAAGAAAAAGAAUCCUGAAGACACACAGUUAUAUGCAGGCAUUUGUAGGCUAAGGACUACUCUAGAACCAAAGUGUCUAUAAUUUUACUUUUCUAUUUUUUAAUGAAUGUUAAUUGCUGGGUUUUUGUUCAUAAGGAUUGAUGGCUUUAUGUAAAACUUUAAAA